Messenger RNA from Malassezia vespertilionis, 459 nucleotides. RefSeq names its product chromatin-remodeling complex subunit ies6 (gene IES6). Gene Ontology annotation, cellular component: Ino80 complex. NCBI's taxonomy places the organism in Eukaryota, Fungi, Basidiomycota, Malasseziomycetes, Malasseziales, Malasseziaceae. Gene Ontology annotation, biological process: chromatin remodeling. The transcript is spliced from 5 exons. Bases 1 to 459 code for a protein of 152 amino acids. The record is from RefSeq and is a predicted model, not a curated record.
AUGGCGGAGCUCGAGUGGACGUCGGAGGAAUUGUCCGUGCAUGACGCGCCGCGGCCGUUUAAGUCGCAGACGUAUAUAUCGCGUACGAACGGUGCUGGUGCGCGGCGGAAUAAGAUGUUAAAGCAGAUUUUGAACAAUGAGCGUGAUGCGCACUUGCAAAAAAUGGGGCUUGCCGAACCGCGCGGCCAGAAAAAGAAGCAGGACGGCACGUCUGCGAAGCGCAGCUGUGUGCAAGCAGACGAAGGUGCGGCUUCUGAGGAACAAGCAUCCGAUGUACCGCGUACGAUGCUCACAUACACGUCUGUCGAUGCUCCGCCCAGCUUGCUCCCUGCGAAGCGCUACUGCGAUGUUACUGGCCUUGUGGGCAAUUAUACCGAUCCUAAAUCACGUAUGCGGUACCACAGUGUGGAGAUUUACGACAUCAUGAAGGGAUUUGUGCCUGGUGUAGACAAUGCUUGA